UUAUAAUUUCAUAGUGUAAGCCGAACCUUCAACAGGACUUGUUACUGUCUGUGUUGCGUAAUUGCGUACGCUAAAUUAAAUACUUGCAGGGCUUAUUACUUGAUACAUGCCUUGUUCUAUAUUUUAGGAAUUGCUUUUUAUUGUGUCCACUUUCCUAUUGAUGGCUGAAUAUCAAUGCAUUGAAUGCGGGGCAAACGUGCCCAGUCUAUACACUGAUUUUAAAGCUGGAAUAAUAAGGAUUUCUCAUUGUAAAAGCUGUGGUUCAGUUGCUGACAAGUACAUUGAAUAUGAUCCAGUCAUCAUAUUCUUGGAUGCAAUGCUGUUGCAGCCACAGCCAUACAGACAUCUGCUCAUCAAUACACAGUUUGAAUCUCAUUGGAGACUAGCCUUAGUCCUGUGGGUAUGUGAUGCCUUUGCCAAGCUGGUCUUGCAGCGGUCAGAACUAACAAGUGGUCCACAUAAUAGCCUUGAUGGCAUCCAGUACACACACCUAGGGCUUGAGCUGUACCUCAACUACAUAGUAGCAGCUUCAGAACUUCUUGCUCUGCUGUUGUCUGUACAAGCUGUACUUUUUUUGAGGAGCCUAUUGCAAGGUGGAAGUGUGGGAUUAAUUUGGAGCCAGCUCAUCACAAAAGCAGUCAUUGUGGCCAGCUUAGGGCGAGUGCUCGCGGUGCCAGCUCUUCUUUGGGGUCGCUCCUUCAGCACAGCCUUUGUGUGGCUCUGCGAUGGAUUUGUGUUUCUGUCCACUCUGCAGGCUUUGCGAGUUGUGCUGUCUGCUGGCAAGUACAAAACUCUCUGGACAGCUGUAGCUGUUGCUGUGGGAUUCCUUGCUCAAUGGAGGCUCUCUGAAGUGAUGCGUGCAUGGUUCAAAUACUUCUUUUCUAUGCCGUGAUAUGCAAAGAAUGAAUCUGCUACAGCAUAUGGAACAAUUUAAGAUUUGUUGUAAUCUGAAACAUGCUACCCCCCCCCCCCCCACCAUUUAUUGGAUCUUUUAAAGUGAGUUUAUUUUCCCUGGCUACAUACAGUGUCUUGUUGGGGAUUCCCAUUUUGUUCCCACCUGUGUUUUCUUGUGCCUAUCCUCAGGGAUAGUCGACUGCAGGUUCUUCAACUUGCAGUGCAAUUGAUUUUAACUUGUAUGGUCUUUGCUAAGGGUUUCUAAUCUGUCUCACAGCGAUGUAAUAUCUUUUUGCCAUGAGAUACUUGACUAACUCUAUUUGACCAUACUGGAGAUAGCAAUAAAAAAAUUGGAUUCACACUGUAAUUAUUUUUUAACUACAUUGUGAUAUUUUUAAAGGAUCUUUUAUUGUUUGUGUUGAUUCGAGCUUUGUAAAUUUCUGUGAAGAAUUUGUUUAGAAUUUGUCUCAAUAGCCAGCACUGUCAGGUCUUCAUUCUUUAGCUUUUAUCUGUUUAGAUUUAAUUACGGCAAACUGUCUGCAUAAUAGAACAGAGCUUUUCGUUCCCAUCAAAGAAAUCCUUGAGCUUGAUCUUUCCUGUCUCAAGGUCAAGGCUGUGAAAUUCCCAAGAGCGUCCCAGCUCCUAAGACCACCAUCUUGAUGUAAACUUUGCAUCAGAUCUGGUACUUUUGCCUGAGAGGUGAGGACCACUUGGCGAAGAAAGAACCCCACCUCUCCCACCAACCCCCCCCUCUCCCCUUCCCUAUUUGUUUGAUGCCUUUUUCUGCAUCUUGACAGCGUGAUGAUAAAUUUUACAAAAUGAUAUUCAUGCUAUGCUAGAUUAUGUCACUUCAACUCUGAAACUUGUCUUUUCCCCUUGGUGUCUUAUAUAUAUCUUACCAGACUCAGUCAUCAUGUUUUAAUGGAGUGUCGGUGGGUGGUUGGCUGGUGCUCUGGUGUGGUAUGCUCCUUCUUUCCUAUCAAACAUCUGGCAUCCUGAUCUCUCCUUUUUUGUGUUUGUUACUCUCAUGCAACACCUCUGUUCUUCGCUUGUAUAACCAUAUUGUGUUGUUGCAAGUGCCAUAAAGCUCUUUAUAAGACAAAAAAAA
Messenger RNA from Aplysia californica (California sea hare), 2002 nucleotides. Its product is annotated as protein ARV1. Gene Ontology annotation, cellular component: Golgi apparatus; cortical endoplasmic reticulum. The record is from RefSeq and is a predicted model, not a curated record. Gene Ontology annotation, biological process: sphingolipid metabolic process; intracellular sterol transport; regulation of plasma membrane sterol distribution. The coding region runs from base 161 to 892 and encodes 243 amino acids. NCBI's taxonomy places the organism in Eukaryota, Metazoa, Mollusca, Gastropoda, Aplysiida, Aplysiidae. The transcript is spliced from 6 exons.